UUAACAAUCUUGCAGUGAGCGUGUAAGGAUGUCUUAUACUGUGGUAGCAGUGAUAUUCAACUUAUACCUCUUGUUACUGAAAGGUCAAACUGUGAACCUAACGCAAGACGUUGAAACGCAACUGAUCAACGCCACUGUGGGAGAACAGGUGCUAUUCUCUACCAAUUGCUCGCCGUGCAUCAAUCGAUCCGUAGAGUGGAAGUAUCUCUCUGACGCUGUCAGAUGCUCAGACCCCAAAGAGCACUCCGACCAUACUGUACGCUCCAUCGUAAUGGUGUCAGACGACAUUGACAAGGCGAGAGUUUUUGACAUUUACAAGGAUCGGGUCAAUUUUUACACAAACAGCUCAUUGCAACUGUUACACAUUCAGCUGAAUGAUUCAGGAUGUUACACACUAACGAUAACAGACCCUCAAGGGAAGAUAGUGACGUUGAGAAAAGUGCUAUCAGUCUUUGAAGCAGAAACAAGCAAGCCGCACAUCGAUGGUAAAAACGACACAUUAACAAUUAAAAUUGAUGAGAACGACAGGUGGAAAAGUAUUGGCAUCAUCAUUGGUGCUAUUGUGCUUGUUGCAGCCUGUGCACUGUUCAUUGUAGCCAUUGGACAUUUCAUAAAGAAAAGGAGAAAAGGCGGUAGACUUGCUGAUGAGAAGAUCAAUGAGGACUUGAACAAUGAUAAUCCAAUGGUGGUUUACUCAACAUUUGUAGGCGGAUUUCACGAAUUCGGGAGGUCGCUUCAAAAUGCCUCUCUCAACCAAACCUGAAUGACAUAGAGGGAGAUUGCGUAUGAUAAGUGCGUACAUCACAUGAUAAAAAUAUGCACAUUUGCCACUGCAAUGCAUUUCAUUGCACUGCACUGAAAAGGAAAUGGGGACUGGGAACUGAAUUUGUAUGGCAGCAUAGCUGGACAUGUUUCAGUUAAGAGCUCUUUGAGUUGGGUUGAUGAAGUGUUGUGGCCAUCUAAGAAUGAAGGCGAUUCAAGCCUUGAAGUUGCUGCUUAUCACACUUUCUUUCCAGAUACUGUAUGUAGUUCACUGAUUCCGAUUAAGGAUUUUGUAACUAAUUCUGCGGUUAUCUCAGCCGGCCUUUCAUUUUUCUAAAACACAAACGCUAAACUGCGAUUCCACAGUGCAGUUUUGUUCAUUAACCUUUAUCAUAUUUGAUUGCACUGUUAAAUAAAUAUGUUUGCAUUUGAUCAAACCCAGUUAGUUUUACCUGAAAGGGACAAUGUUCAAGUGUAAACAUCGCAACAUAGCACAGAAAUCCCAUAUUGGGCAUAAACUAGUCCUUGUAAAUUUUCUUUGUGUGUUCAAUUGAUUUUUUUCUUUUUGCCAAGCAAAUAUGACUGGUUGAUUUAUUCCACUGAAU
This is a messenger RNA of Callorhinchus milii (elephant shark), 1367 nucleotides long. RefSeq lists its product as uncharacterized. Lineage: Eukaryota; Metazoa; Chordata; Chondrichthyes; Chimaeriformes; Callorhinchidae. The record is from RefSeq and is a predicted model, not a curated record. The transcript is spliced from 5 exons. Bases 29 to 763 code for a protein of 244 amino acids.